AUGGCCAGCAAGCUCUGCAGAAGCAGGGCCCUGGCCUCUGCCCUGCGCUCCGCGAAGCCGUCGCCAGCUAUCAGAUGCCUCUCGACCACCAGCCGUAACCUUGUCAACAUGCCCGAAGCCCCCAACCCGCGGCACUUCCCCCGUGAGCCCCAGCCGGGCGCCCUGACUGCAGCUCUGGUCAACCCGGCCGACAAGUACCAGUCCAAGGCCGACAAUCUCCACAAGUACGGGUCGUGGCUCAUGGGCUGUCUCCCCAAGUACAUCCAGCAAUUCUCGGUUUGGAAGGACGAGUUGACCAUUUACAUUUCCCCCCCCGGUGUCAUUCCUGUCUUUUCGUUCCUCAAGUACAAUACGGCGGCCGAAUACACCCAAGUCAGUGACAUCACUGCGGUUGAUUUCCCCACCAAGGACCAGCGCUUCGAGGUCGUCUACAAUCUGCUGAGCGUGCGCCACAACUCGAGAAUCCGCGUCAAGACGUACGCCGAUGAGGUGUCCCCCGUGCCCAGCAUCACGCCCCUCUACGACGGCGCCAACUGGUACGAGCGCGAGGUCUACGAUCUCUUCGGUGUCUUCUUCACCGGCCACCCGGACCUGCGCCGCAUCAUGACCGACUACGGCUUCGACGGCCACCCGCUGCGCAAGGACUUCCCCAUGACCGGCUACACCGAGAUUCGCUGGGACGAGGAGAAGAAGCGCAUCGUGACGGAGCCUCUGGAGAUGACACAGGCCUACCGCAACUUUGAGGGUGGAUCCAGCGCUUGGGAGCAGGUCGGAGCUGGUAUCGACCGCAAGCCCGAAUCCUUCAAGCUCCCAACGCCGAAGCCGGAGACGAAGCCGGAGGAGAAGAAGUAA
This is a messenger RNA of Neurospora tetraspora, 852 nucleotides long. Its product is annotated as NADH-ubiquinone oxidoreductase 30.4 kDa subunit, mitochondrial. Gene Ontology annotation, molecular function: NADH dehydrogenase (ubiquinone) activity. NCBI's taxonomy places the organism in Eukaryota, Fungi, Ascomycota, Sordariomycetes, Sordariales, Sordariaceae. The transcript has 2 exons. The record is from RefSeq and is a predicted model, not a curated record. The coding region runs from base 1 to 852 and encodes 283 amino acids.